Molecule: messenger RNA, 1365 nt
Organism: Exaiptasia diaphana
Lineage: Eukaryota; Metazoa; Cnidaria; Anthozoa; Actiniaria; Aiptasiidae
Exons: 4
Coding region: 52-1065 (337 amino acids)
Biological process (GO): apoptotic DNA fragmentation
Cellular component (GO): mitochondrial inner membrane; nucleus
Molecular function (GO): metal ion binding; single-stranded DNA endonuclease activity; RNA endonuclease activity
Source: RefSeq, a predicted model, not a curated record
AUAGAUGCUUAAUUCUGCUGUGCUGAUCAGACGACAACAGAGUCAGUUCAAAUGGAGGGGUUUUAUGCUCAGAGCUUCGUUCUCUUCGUAUUUUGUUCUUGCUAUGCCUUUUCACAUGAUACAGAUGUUUAUGAUAAUCUCUGGCAGCCAUAUCAAAGGAAUGCUGACCCAAGAAAUGCUUUCUCAGACGACAUUAACGAAUGCYUAUUCACAUCAUGGACAAAAAAWAWRAAWAAUGAAAUGCCUGUGUUARGCAGUAAGAUUKAUUGUARCAACGCUUCCCGKUACUCUCAGCUAUGCUACAGCCCUCGACCAUCCCGUAAACAWGCUCUUUUUGCCUUGUGUUACGACAAAGUAACCUUGAUUCCAGUCUUAACCGGUCACAUCGUCAAGCCAGCCAAAGGAUCGGGAAGAAAAGCUGACUUUAGGACAGACAGAGGGAAAUACGCUCCAAAACCACAAGCAGCAGUAGGCGACUACAGCGCCAAAAAACAAGAAAAACAAUAUCCAAAAUUCAAUCAAAAAGAAAACUAUUACUGCGCCAAGGGACAUCUCACGCCAAACUCUGACUUCGGYGACGAUGACGAGAGGGAAGAGACGUUUAUUAUAACUAACGCAGCCCCGCAAUGGCAAAGGUUUAACGAGGGGAAUUGGUUGGCUGUAGAAGCAGCCGUCAGAGAAUACGUACAUGUCAAUAGUUCUAUGGUGUAUGUGUUUACAGGGACUGGUGGUAUAGCAAAAGACAACAGUGGUCGUCCUUACAAGCUGAACGGUCGAGUUCAAGCCCCAAAAUACUACUGGAAAGCCAUCUGCAAUCCUGCCAUCCAGCAGUCCAUCGUCUUCGUAGGAACAAACAGCGUCGGUAGCAGAAAUAGUACAAGGGAAAUAGUGGGAUGUAACGGAUCGAAGCAGUCAGAGGAGCUUGGAGUUGUGUAUUGCGACAGCUUAAACAACAUUAAGAAAAACAGAGAAUAUUCGGACUUUUUUCUGCCUCCGUUUUAUGAGACGAGCUGCAAAACAUCUCAAAAAGGAAGCUUUCUGGACUCAUUCAUUGAUUUUAAAUAGAAACUCGUUACUGGUGAAAUUGUUCACUAUAUAACUGUUUUUUUCCUACUGCAGAAGUACUAUAGCAAUCUUUUUCCAGUGGCUUGGUCAGUGGAAUUAAUAUAAAACCCGUUAUUACGUUCCGAAGUAAAGCGCGCGUUACUCGCAUGCACUCGUCGUGUCCAAGCGAUUAACUUAGAUUAUUAUAAAGACAAAGAUUAUAAAGUUACUCACGGCUUACUUACUGAAUCACAUUUAUAAAUUCUAUUGAAUUAUUAKAAAAUUAAGAUCAUAGAUAAUAAAAAAAUAUCAUUAAUCAUG